Molecule: messenger RNA, 3281 nt
Organism: Salarias fasciatus (jewelled blenny)
Lineage: Eukaryota; Metazoa; Chordata; Actinopteri; Blenniiformes; Blenniidae
Gene: csf2rb
Product: colony stimulating factor 2 receptor subunit beta
Exons: 16
Coding region: 193-2247 (684 amino acids)
Biological process (GO): cytokine-mediated signaling pathway
Cellular component (GO): external side of plasma membrane
Molecular function (GO): protein binding; cytokine receptor activity
Source: RefSeq, a predicted model, not a curated record
AGGAGGGAGAACAGCAGUCCUCAUUGUCUCAGUCAGAGAUAAGAAGCAGGCGGAUGUGUGGUUACAUCCCACAACAAGCAGACGAGUUCCGGUAGCCUGCUCAUGACUCAUUUUUCUUCAGAAUUUCAAAAUUCUUGACAUGUGAAGCCGAACAGCUGGGCGUCAGUGGCCUCCUCACUGUCUGCAGGAGCGAUGCUUCCUUUCUGGGUGGUGUUUUGGGCGUUGCUCCCCGACGUGGCUUCGCUCUCAGCUCCAGAAAAGUGUGACUUCUAUGAAAGCAGCAGCUCACAGAGCGCGUCUCCAUUGCUGGAAUCCUUAAAAUGCUACAAUGACUAUGAGUCCAAUGUUGUUUGCAAAUGGAUGAAACAGGGAAACCAGACGUUGCAGCUCUGGUCUGUAACCAAGGACGGCAGGAAGUUGUGUUUGCCGUUCGAUGCUGCGGAUGCAGCUGAGGAAAGAACUGACAACUGUAUUUUUGAAGUUUAUGCUUUAGGACACAACAUUAAGUACACAGUCACCUUCAGCAUGGAGCCACAAAGCCUCUGCUCCCCUGUUCUGAAAACUCCUCUGAAUCUUCAGCAGCACUUGAAAGCGCUUCCACCUGUGAAUCUGUCCACGCAUGAUGCCGGAGAAGGAGCCAGACGGCUGUGCUGGAGCAGUCCCUACCCGUCCUCGUCCUCGCUGAACAGAAACCUCAGUUACCAGCUGAGCUACAGGACACAGGGACAGGACGGCUGGACUAUGAAGCACGUCAAAACCAGCAGCACGACGCUGGAGAGGAGCUCGUUGCUUCCAGGCCACCGGUAUGAAGCCCGGGUGAGGGUGAGGGCCAGCGUGGGCCAGUGGAGCGACUGGAGCCCUGUGGUCACCUGGCAGACUGAACAAGACGUUCUGCAGCCUCCCGCUUUGCAUUGUGUGCUGCGCGGAGAGAGGGAGGUGAUGUGUAGCUGGGAGGUGAGAGCAGAGCUGGCCGAUUUUAUUACCUACCAGCUGGAGUGUCAAGACAAACAGACUGCGCCAUGCUGUGAGAACUUGACGGUCAGUUCUGAGUCUGGCGGGACGAUGCGGAGGUACAGCUGCCUGCUGAUGGACCCUGAACGCCAGCUGCUGAGCCUCAGACCCAUGCAAAACGCCAAGACCUUCAAGGCCCAGGAACACAUCCGUCCCAAACCUCCAGGGGACGUAAAGAUUGAGGAGAAAGGCAACAACUGGAACGUGCAUUGGGUGAAACCGAGUACGCCAUACGUUAGCCUGGCCUACGAGGUGUGUUACUACAGAACAGAGGACCCGGAAUCUCCUGUACUGGAGAACACUUCAGAGGAGGCCACAUCAUGGACCAUCCCUGGAAACUCUCUCACCCCGUCCCAGAAAUACAAGGUCAAGGUCAGAUCAGUGCUCGGUUCUCGAUCCUACAGAGGAAUCCCCUCCGAGUGGACUGAGCCCCUGGACUGGACCUCAAAUGAAGAGAGCUGGUCCUACACCACCUUCAUCUCCAUCCUCAUCACUGUGAUUAUCACUACGGUCUUCCUCACUUUGUACUGCACUAUUCCAGCUUGCCAACGGCAUUUACUCCUGUGGGUGGAUUCUGUUCCGUCUCCAAGAAAAAGCAAAAUCAUCUGUGAGAUAAAGUCUGCCACCUGUAAGGCCGUGUUGCUGAGCGAGAAAACAUCCAUAAGCAAGGUGCAACACCUGGACGGCAUGUCUGCAGGCUCCUGUGAUGUUUUACCGUGGCCAAUCAAGGACACCGAAAAGAAGGGUCAGGACGAGGGCUGCCGGGACUGCAAUAACCAGCCCCCCUCAUCUGCGGAGGUUAACGGCUCCGACGUGUCUUCUAUAAGCUUCAGCGGGCCGUACAUCGUCUUUGAGUCAUUAGAGGAACUUGCGAAGUCGGUGGAGCUCCAGAGUAAAGACACAGACCCGCCAUGUUCUCCGCCAAUGAACUUCACCCUGUAUGGAGACGGCUACGUGUGGCUGCCGCGGCACAUCGUCUCCAUGUCAGCACAGGAUCUCACGUCGCACAGUGGUGGCAGCACGAACCACAGCUCAGUCCAGAGUGUUGAGGACGCCCGGCCCCGGCCUGGUGCCGAGCUUCACUCAGGCAGUCGGUCCGACCUCCGUGAGUCCAUCAGCGAGGACCGACUCCCAGAAUACACCCCGGGACCUCCCAUGGCUUGGCCUCAAGCUGGCACCAUUCAGCCCUCUGGAUACUGCCAUCUCCCCGCAGCCUUUAUGACAGCGCCACAGUAACCGAGAGAACGCUGAAGGACAUCUCAAGGCUCUGCAGCAGAUUUAAUUAUAUGGUUUCCACACAUUUUCAACGUACUUCUUUACUUUCUUUUCACUGGGUGAGCAGUUCAAUGUGAAAGCAUUUGUAGGAGCGUUUUACCUUAUCUGUGCCAACAUCAAAUCAGCUGGUCCUCCAGUGUCUGACCAUUGGAGGGCAGUAGUGAGCCAGUCUGUGAGGGCAAUGCAAGCACAGGAGGGAUUUUCUAAGCCUUUCUUUCCAAGCUGUUUGAAGCUUCCCCACACAUUUUGAGUCAGGACAGCAGCCACGCACUGGAAGUUCAAAGUGUCUCAUUGAUAUGGAGCUGGCGUUUGAGGAAAUUCUUCAGUGACUUAUGUACAUUUUCAUCUUUUCCUCCUCAGCAUUGCACCCAGGAUGUGCAUUUACAUCAGAGAUUCUUCAGAACUGUGUUGAAAUCUGCCGCUUCUCUGUCACUUCUUCAAACCCCCUGCCUUUGUCACAGCUGACGCAGAACGUGUUCUUCUUUGGCAAAAAGACUGAGUCAAUUUUGCUGACGCCACUUGUGUACGACAUACAUGUCAUUACAAAUGUGUGUGAGCUGGGCAACAAGUGCAACCUGGAUGUUGGGCUCGCAUUGGAGGAAGUGAGAGAUGACUGAGGUGUACAGGAAGGUCAGGAUCAGCCAGCGUUAUGGCAGUGGUUCAUUUAUUACACUGGAAUGCUGGGAGUCUGUCGGCUAAUGGGCAGGAAUUUAAGAAACCAGAAACCACAGGUUAUUUGUGUACAGGAAAUAUGGUUAAGACCACAACUGGAAGGAAGAGAAAGAAGAAGGAUGUAACUAGAGCAGGAUGUAAAUACAGUGGGGUGUAACGAUCGCGCGGUUUUGUACAGUACAAACUGCUGCUGCAGUGCAAGACAGUGUGAGGCUAACAAGAAGAUUUGAAAGCCAUCAGUGUAGCUAAAAAGUCCAGCUAUUGCAGUAUGUCUGCUGUGUCUGUCAAUAUGUACAGUGACAUUAUAUUAAUAAACACAUUUU